Plasmopara halstedii is the source of this 348-nucleotide messenger RNA. RefSeq lists its product as uncharacterized. The transcript has 2 exons. The record is from RefSeq and is a predicted model, not a curated record. The coding region runs from base 1 to 348 and encodes 115 amino acids. Lineage: Eukaryota; Oomycota; Peronosporomycetes; Peronosporales; Peronosporaceae.
AUGCGCUUUAGUAGCAUGAGGCUACUGUUUGCAGUUAUGCGCUUGCCCGUUUUGAAACCGCGGCUCCUUCCUUGUGAGCUAGUGGCGAUAAACAUGAAAAAUGCUCAUCUUGGCUACCAUACGCAGUCUAGUUCUCCGGGCGCAUCCCCAUAUCCCAGUCAUAUGUAUGCAGAAGCGCAUCCUGCACUCGAUAAGAGUUAUCCAAGUACACCAACCGAUCUUGGACGAGCUGCACUACACUAUCAAUAUCGUCGAGUGUCAUAUCAUGUGCAUCAUUCUGAGUGGUUCCGAUAUGAGCAGAAUAGUCUUGACCAAGUAGUCGCGCUUGCGACCAAAAGCACGAAUUAA